Messenger RNA from Aspergillus uvarum CBS 121591, 829 nucleotides. RefSeq lists its product as uncharacterized. The transcript has 2 exons. Gene Ontology annotation, molecular function: transferase activity. The record is from RefSeq and is a predicted model, not a curated record. Bases 373 to 714 code for a protein of 113 amino acids. NCBI's taxonomy places the organism in Eukaryota, Fungi, Ascomycota, Eurotiomycetes, Eurotiales, Aspergillaceae.
CGGAUAUAACUAGUAGAUAGCCUAUAUAAGGGCUAAAGGGGUAAGAUAGUAUAGUAAACGAAUGUCAUUUCUAUCCUUCAAGACGGCACUGGCAAUAGCUUUCUUUCGAGGAAGAUCAGCAGUGGAGUUGCGCAGCAAGAGCAAGUCCACCCUGGGAGGCAUGGUUGCAUUAGGCACGGAUGUCGACACGACGACAAAGUUGCUGGAAUCCACCGCCCAAAUCGGGCGGGCUGGCAUUGCGGCAAUCAUUAGCCCCAACAGUGUGACGAUAUCGGGGAACAUCGCAGCUGUGAAUUCAAUCUCUCAUUUGCAGAGAUCCAGGGGAUCUUUAACCGCAAGUUGAAGGUGGACGUGGCGUACCAUUCCCACCACAUGGCACAGGUUGCCGCGUCAUACCGGGCGUCUAUAGAGCCAUUUUGCCACGCUGAGCCUACACGGACCGGGAAAGCAGUCUUCAUAUCAUCGGUCACUGGUCUGGAAGAGUGUCCAGAUACUCUACAGAGCGCAUCGUACUGGGUCCAGAACUUGGUGAGCCCGGUCAAAUUAUCGGAAGCUACUCAGGGCAUUUUAUCUCGGUCAGAUUUUAAUGUACGAAGCACCAUUCCACUUGUCGAACUGGGACCGCAUGCUGCGCUCAAAGGCCCGAUUCAUCAAACCCUGCAAUCGAUGGGUGAAACGCGCCACGUUUCUUCCGACACUGGUUCGGGGUACUGAUGCUCCUAAAGCACUUCUUGACCUUGCUGGGCGCAUUCUCACCAUGGGAAGCAGCCUGGACUUCGCUGCGGUCAAUAGGACCCUGCCUAUAGAAUCCCAAGUUCUGAAGGACCUC